CCUUAUCUUCCACCUAAAGAUCAUCUAAGAGUUUCUUUUCAAGCCUUCAAGCCAUUGAAGAAGAAGAAACCAUUCAAGGAAGCAUCAUUUCUACAAUGAGUGGAGCAUCAUUUCCUGCUAAUUUGCCAUCUAUGGUCUCUACUGUUCCGAUCCUCACUGGAACCAACUUCUCAGAAUGGAAAGAGAAAGUUGAGUUCACAUUAGGAGUACUAGAUAUGGAUUUGGCACUUCGUGAAGAAGAGCCAGAUCCCUUAACUAUAAUUAGUACUGAGGAAGAAAAGGCUCUCCAUAAAGCUUGGGAGAAAGCGAACAGAUUAAGCAUGAUGUUUUUAAAAAUGACCAUAGCUAGCAAUAUCAAAACUUCCCUUCCAGAUGCAGAUAAAGCUAUAGAUUAUCUAGCAGCUAUAGAAGAACGGUUUAAGACUGCAGACAAAUCCCUUGCAGGGAAACUUAUGGCAGAUCUUACAACCAUUAAGUAUGAUGGGACAAGGUCUAUGCAUGAACAUUGCAUUGAAAUGACCAACCUUGCGGCUAAACUAAAGAAUUUAGGAAUGAGUGUGGACGAUUCAUUUCUUGUCCAAUUUAUCCUAAAUUGAUAUCUGAAAGAUUGGUUUAUAUCAACUACUAAAUAAGUAACAAUGAAGUUGGUUUAGUAUUCUCAAAUUGAAACCGAACCAAACUAAUAUCAAUUCUAACCGAAUCCAAACCAAAUUUAAAAUGAAAAAAAAAAAAAACGAAAUGCCACUUUGAGUUUCUCUGCAAUUGGCCUCAUUAUUGUGAUGGGAAAAAAAAGUAUCUAACUUUGAGGUUAAUAUGAUCCUCUAGAGAACGUUUUCUAUCUUGGUCUCUUGGAUAUAUUAUUAUCAAUUUGGAGAGAGAACUUAACUUAUAACAAAAAACCAUUGACUUUAGAAGUUGACAAUGACGAUGUCAAAAAGAGAAUCUGAAAUAAAGUGUCUCUUCGUUCGUACCAACAAGGUACAGGGAAGCGUUGACAAAACUAAAAAGCAGAGCGAGAAGGCAAAUCUGCGAAUCUCCGCGUCCGUGGGAGUGAUCAAAGCUGAUGUGUUCAUCAUCCAUAUCUGAAUAUUCUCUAUAUUUUUUGUUUAUAGAAUGAAUCAUAUUGUCAUUAAAGUAUUAUAACUUCGGAUGAGUUCUACGUAUGGCUUUUCUUGAGAUGUUGGUGGCAUUAUCAUACUAAACAGUAAACACCAAAUGCAAUGCGGUUCAUCCUAGUCUGGCUCACAUCAGCCUUUAUGAAUUAUUGUGGUCUUGUAUAUUUAUAUACAUCUAAUAAAUUAUAUAUAUGGUUGUUUUCAGAGAUUAGAAAGAGAGUAAACGUUAAUUAGGUACCAUUUUUUUUGUUUCAUUCACUCAUUUACGCAUCAUGCUAUGCUACACACAUCAACAAGCUUGUACAAGACUAUAUCAUAGUCAACAACCCUCGCAAAACUAACAAAGUUAAUGGUUUUACAAAAGUAGCUAGCAUGCAAAGUCACCUGGAUAUUCCAAAUUAGUAUAACAUAGAUUUGGAUUAUGUAUAGCACAUGUUCGUUCGAAAUGGUUAAAUAUUAACAAGUAAUAAUUCAAAUAACAGAAAUUAACUAUUUCGGGAU
Messenger RNA from Camelina sativa (false flax), 1616 nucleotides. RefSeq lists its product as uncharacterized. The record is from RefSeq and is a predicted model, not a curated record. Lineage: Eukaryota; Viridiplantae; Streptophyta; Magnoliopsida; Brassicales; Brassicaceae.